Molecule: messenger RNA, 6102 nt
Organism: Oryctolagus cuniculus (rabbit)
Lineage: Eukaryota; Metazoa; Chordata; Mammalia; Lagomorpha; Leporidae
Gene: APPBP2
Product: amyloid beta precursor protein binding protein 2
Biological process (GO): intracellular protein transport; proteasome-mediated ubiquitin-dependent protein catabolic process
Cellular component (GO): Cul2-RING ubiquitin ligase complex
Molecular function (GO): ubiquitin-like ligase-substrate adaptor activity; protein binding
Source: RefSeq, a predicted model, not a curated record
ACCCGGGUUCCUCUUAAACCCGGAAUGUGAGGCUCCGGCCCUGUUGUCGGGUGCUCCCUGUCCCGUUCGUAGCUUAGGCCUGCGUCCGCCGCCGCUGGCCCCAGGCGCGCUCCCGCAGGUGCCAGGGCGGCCGUGCCCUUCUGCCGUGUGCCCGCGUGGCUGCCACCGCCCUCAGAAUCCUCCGGGGCCGCAGAAGAGUUCGCUACGGAGGGAGGCGGGGGCCUUCGGGAGGAGGAGGCGGAGGAGGCGGAGGAGGAGGGAAGGAAGAUGGCGGCCGUGGAACUAGAGUGGAUCCCAGAGACUCUCUAUAACACCGCCAUCUCCGCUGUCGUGGACAACUACAUCCGUUCCCGCCGAGACAUCCGCUCCUUGCCCGAGAACAUCCAGUUCGAUGUUUACUACAAGCUUUACCAACAGGGACGUUUAUGUCAACUGGGCAGUGAGUUUUGUGAAUUGGAAGUUUUUGCUAAAGUAUUGCGUGCUUUGGAUAAAAGACAUUUACUUCAUCAUUGCUUUCAGGCUUUGAUGGAUCAUGGUGUUAAAGUUGCUUCAGUCUUGGCCUACUCAUUCAGUAGACGGUGCUCUUAUAUAGCAGAAUCAGAUGCUACAGUAAAGGAAAAAGCCAUUCAGGUUGGCUUUGUUUUAGGUGGCUUUCUUUCAGAUGCAGGCUGGUACAGUGAUGCUGAGAAGGUUUUCCUGUCUUGCCUGCAGUUGUGUACUCUCCAUGAUGAGAUGCUUCAUUGGUUUCGUGCGGUAGAGUGCUGUGUGCGGUUGCUUCAUGUGCGAAAUGGAAACUGCAAAUACCAUUUAGGUGAAGAAACAUUUAAGUUAGCUCAGACAUAUAUGGAUAAACUAUCAAAACAUGGCCAACAAGCAAACAAAGCUGCACUCUAUGGAGAGCUGUGUGCACUUCUAUUUGCAAAAAGCCAUUAUGAUGAGGCAUACAAGUGGUGUAUUGAGGCCAUGAAAGAAAUCACAGCAGGCUUACCAGUCAAAGUUGUGGUAGAUGUUUUAAGACAAGCAUCUAAGGCUUGUGUAGUAAAACGUGAAUUUAAGAAGGCAGAACAGCUAAUUAAACAUGCAGUAUAUCUAGCACGGGAUCAUUUUGGGUCCAAACACCCAAAAUAUUCUGAUACACUGCUAGAUUAUGGAUUCUACUUACUCAAUGUAGAUAAUAUCUGUCAGUCUGUUGCAAUUUAUCAGGCAGCUCUUGACAUUCGACAGUCAGUAUUUGGUGGCAAAAAUAUCCAUGUAGCAACAGCUCAUGAAGACUUGGCUUAUUCUUCCUAUGUUCACCAGUAUAGUUCUGGAAAAUUUGACAAUGCACUAUUUCAUGCAGAAAGAGCUAUUGGUAUCAUUACCCACAUCCUGCCUGAAGAUCAUCUUCUUUUGGCUUCCUCAAAGAGGGUGAAAGCACUUAUUUUAGAGGAGAUUGCAAUUGACUGUCACAAUAAGGAAACUGAGCAGAGGCUGCUUCAAGAAGCCCAUGAUUUGCACCUGUCUUCACUCCAGCUAGCUAAGAAAGCUUUUGGGGAGUUUAAUGUACAGACAGCAAAACACUAUGGAAAUCUUGGAAGACUUUAUCAGUCAAUGAGAAAAUUUAAGGAAGCUGAAGAAAUGCACAUCAAAGCAAUUCAAAUUAAGGAGCAACUUCUUGGUCAAGAAGAUUAUGAAGUAGCCCUUUCUGUGGGACAUCUGGCUUCUUUGUAUAAUUAUGACAUGAAUCAGUAUGAAAAUGCUGAGAAACUCUAUUUGCGAUCUAUAGCAAUUGGGAAGAAACUUUUUGGUGAAGGCUACAGUGGACUAGAAUAUGAUUACCGUGGUCUCAUUAAACUUUACAACUCCAUUGGAAAUUAUGAGAAAGUGUUUGAAUAUCAUAAUGUUCUGUCUAACUGGAACCGGUUGCGAGAUCGGCAGUAUUCCGUGACCGAUGCGCUUGAAGACGUCAACACCAGCCCCCAGUCCACUGAAGAAGUGGUGCAGUCCUUCCUGAUUUCUCACAGUGCUGAGGGACCAAGCUGCUGAGGGAGGACCUCAGUCUACCAAUUACCUUUUCCCAGAUUCCAGGGAAUUCAUACUGUGAAAUCUAAACCACGUUGUUUUUGGGGGCUGGAGUUUGUAUUGAAACACUGGUCCAGUCCAUUGAAGACCCUAUUUUGGGUGAUCCUUAUCUUUCAGAGUGUCCGUAGGAAUAAGCAUAUAUUCAGUUAUAUUCAGCAUGUACCGCAUGUAUAAGUAGUCUGGCCCACAUUUUCAACCUAGUAGAAAAAAACAACAAGAAAUCUUUUUUUUUUCUUUUUAAAAAUAAUUCAUUUUGCAAAAAGCCUGAAAGAAAAAAAAGAACCCCUAAAUAAAACUAUUUAAGAGUUUAAAAGAGUUGCAUUCUUAUUAUGUAAGGAUGAUUUUAACAACUUUUUAACAGAUAAUUCUUCCAUGUGGAGGUAUUCAAUAUUGUAAAGAAAUUUUAUGGGGAAUAAUCUUUAUAUGCAGUAUAGAAAAGUUAACACAAGUACUAAUAAAAGAGGGACAUCCUGACUUAGGUUUGGCUACCUUACCCCAAGAAGUGGAUACAACCACCCCAGAGCUGUACCUCCACGGGGUGCUGUCAGAGUCAUCCAAACUGGACCAGUGUUGAUCUGUAAGUAGUGAAAAAUUGUAUAGACCAGCAGUUUGAAUUCUUUCUGCUUGUUUGUGUCGGUACUGCAGUGCAAGAUGCUCUGAUAGUGUUUUCUCAGAGGACCAGGAAGACCUGAAAAGGACCAGCCUAACAUGGAAGGUGGUUAUUUGGACCAGAGGCUUGACAUUAUUUUAGCACCUGCCUAUACUUUUAUUAAUAGAAUGAUUUCAUUUAUAUAUAUGAUGAAAACUGAUAAUGCAAGAAUUAUAUUCAUGUAAUAUAGAUACCAAACUAUGGAAAUUUGGCAAUUUCAGUGGCAAGCCUUUAGUCAGGUACACAGAUGACAUUGCCAUAAGCAAGUCUGUAAAUUAAAAAUGUCUGCUGCAGCCAUGCCCUCACUCUAAGCGCCACCCUGAUAAUCCGCGCACUUAACUAGUCUGUUGUCUAGGUUAUGAAUUAGCUCAUGUCCACAUGAGACUUUUAAGUUAAUGUAUGGUUUGGGAUUAGUGAAAAUGAAUGCCCCAAAAUAAGUCUUUGAAAAUCCUUUGUUUUUUUUUAUGGUAAAUAAUAACACAGUUGGGUCAUUUUAUUUGAAAUUGAAGAGUCAAAUAAAAAAUCCCUUGAUGAUAUGUCUGUUUCACUAAUUUGUCUUUCUGUUUAGUGGUUUUUUUUUUUUUUUUUAGGCCAAAUUCUUUAAUGCUGAGGUAAUGAAAUUUGACAUUACAACGCAUAGCAAUCCAAGAAACUUAAAGGUCUUUUGCUGUUACCUCAAUUCUUACUGUAGUGGCCCAUGUGGUACCUCUAUAGUUAAGAAUCUGGGUUCCCCCCUAUUUUCAGGGGUUUGUGACUUGGCUGUUAAAAGAUGUUGCUCCUGACUAAUGCCAGGAGCUGUCAUGGUGGGUGAGUGGAUGUGUGUUGGGUUUUGGUUUUCUUUUUACAUGCACAUUGGGUGGGAGGAGGAAAAGUCUGAACUGUCUGUCGUGUGAGAACAGAAAACAUGUGUUUUCAUCAUGCAUUUGCACUCCUCCAGUUUAACCCUGUUUGAGUUUGUAAUGGGCGAUCUUGUUAUGAACCAGUACAUUCAAGGAUGGACAUGCAGCCCAGGCCCUAGCAUGAUGAUGAUGGGGUUCAGGAGUCUGGCUUACUUCUCAAAUUCAGUUAUUUUCUUUUUUGAAUUUUAGGUUAAUUGGCACACCUGCAGUUUAUGAAGCUGGUCCCCCUUCCACUUAAUUGCAGUCUGAUGCCAAGAGGCACUUCUUUAUUAAUUACCAAUAGUUUGACCAAGGACUAACAUUUUUAAGUUACUCAGCUCUAUCCUUGUGGGCCUAUAUAUUUAAUACCUCCAAAGAUAUUUUCAGGAUAGGCCUUGUGUACUUUAAGUGUUUACUUAGAGUCCUGUGGUAUGUCUGUGGUAAAGGAAUGUCAUGGUAAAUUGUUUUUCAAUAAAUAUUUUGAAAUUUAUGUUGCCAUAUGAAGUGGUUUUGUUUUUAAUGUUUAUUUUUGGCUUUGUGCACAUUUAGCAUUUCCUAGAGUAAAUUAGCAUAUGAUGUAAGGCCUCGUUCACCCUCAGCUCAGCUCUCACACAGUGAUAAGGCGGCAUGAUAUUCAGAAGCCUGGGACCACAGGGUAAUGAUGUCAGGUGGCGGCCAGUUCUUUAUAAACAUCACUGUUGGCCGUUUCUCUGUUACCAUUGCUUUAAUGUUGGUUUAAUAUGAAGUUCAUAUGAUUUGUCUUAAUGCAUACACGCUAGCCUAAAAAAGAUCGCCAUUUUCUGUUAGUAAUAUGACUUAGUAUGCUGUUUAUCUUUCUUUUGAAGAAUAAUACCCUAGUCAUUUUAAUUGGAAUUUAUCCCUUGGAUGCUUGGGAGACAUUAGAUGAAUGCCACCUUGAUUUAUGGAGUUUUAAAAAAAUCUCAAAAAAGGCUGAAAUGGACUUCAUGUUAACCAGUAGCUUGCAGACCUUUUGUAUACGUCUAGUGAGGUUGUAUGUAAGGAAGCCCUGGCCAGCCUAAAAGAUUUUUCUGGAGGUCCAGCAGAGAGUUGUUAAAUAAGGGGCCUGACUUAAAGUUUGGUGCUACUGGAGUCAGGUGCAUCAGGGAGCUCUGUCACACGCUCGCAUGUGCCAUCCUGGUGCUGGCACUGCUGCCCUCUGUUUAAUAAGGUUAGUUGGGUUUGCCCCAGUACAAUCUUCAUGGGUUCCCUAGAAUUAGGACCUUUCUUACCAUCAAAUCUCUGUCUCUGCUUGGUUAAAAAUUAACUGUUGCUUUGUAGGAACCCCUGCCCAGGUAUUCUUACCUUUGUGAAAAUAAAGAGUUUGACAAGGCAUGAUAGGAAUAAGUCAGGCUUGGAGAUAGUGAGGGUGCCAUUUGGCUGCUGCUUACAGUGCAAACUAAAACUGGGCAGUGUCACAUGCCUAAAACAAUUGAAGCUUUCGGCCAAAACUACAAACUGAAAGGAUGCUUUGCUAAGUAAUAGAUACUGUUACUUGCCACUUGUUUUCUGUGUUUUCCCCAGUAUUUGUAGCCUUGCUGCUUCUAGACCUCUUUGGAUGGCAAAAAUACAACUGGAAAAAUAUUUGAUAAGUACACACAUUCUUUAAAAGAGUUUUAUUUUUGCCUUAAAAAUUAACAUGUUUCACCUUUUGGCUUUGGAGGACCUCAGCUGCCAGGAAAUCCCCUUUUCUUCUUUUUCUUUUUAACUUGACAUUGGAAUCAUCUAUCCAGCUUAAAAAUUAGCAUUGUUUUUCCACAAAUCUCAGGAAUGUUUGAAGAAGAAAACUAGUUUUACCCUGUUGAUCUAAAGGAGUGUGCUGUAGGAUUUACUAAAUACUGCUUAAUUGCAAUCCUAGGUAUCUAUAGCAUGAGUGGCCUUAGUGAGUUUGUUGAAGUACACGUUUUUCAAAAUAAAAUUUUAAAAUUAUGUUCUAUCUAGAUACUAGAAAUCUCGGCUUGUGGUGCACAGUUAAGUGUUGGAUCUCUAAGUAACCAUUGCAGGUACCAUUCGUGUAACAUGACUUGUUCUGUGUAUUCUUUUUAAUGGGAAGAUAUGUUGCCAUGGUAACUAAAAAUUUUCAACUUUGUUCUACUUUUACGAUGUGAAUGAAUGCUACAUUUUGUUAGAUAUUACCAGGUCAGUACUAUUUUUAUACUUUAUUAAGCAGCAGGGGAUUUUAGUUUAAUAGGCUCAAACAAAGAGCUCUUACUUUACCAGUUAAAUCACUAACCAGUCUCUCCACGAAAAUCCCCAUUCCUAGUGCCACAGUAAUUUCUAUAGACAUACCUAAGGUCAUUAAUAGAUUUUUGAAGACAGUUCAUUGUGUCUGACAACCUUUCAUACCAUUCUUACUGACUUGUAGUGCCCAUCAUGGUUUGUAAUUAUUAAACCAUACUAAGUAUGUUUGUACCCAGCAUUGUGAUAUAUUCUGUACUUGUAUUGCUAAAAAUGAAUUAUUGACCUAAUAAAUAUAGUGUUCCUGCUUUCACAGUG